AUGAGUGCCCGGGCGCCGAAGGAGCUGAGGCUGGCGCUGCCGCCGUGUCUCCUCAACCGGACUUUUGCUUCCCCCAACGCCAGCGGCAGCGGCAACGCUGGAGCGCGCGGCCCGGGCGCAGGCGGCGGCGGUGGCGGCGGCGGUGGCGGCACCUGCAUCACGCAGGUGGGACAGCAGCUCUUCCAGUCCUUCUCCUCCACGCUGGUGCUGAUUGUCCUGGUCACCCUCAUCUUCUGCCUCAUCGUGCUGUCCCUCUCCACUUUCCACAUCCACAAGCGCAGGAUGAAGAAGCGGAAGAUGCAGAGGGCUCAGGAGGAAUAUGAGCGGGAUCACUGCAGCGGUAGCCGCAGCAGCGGGGGGCUCCCCCGGGCAGGCACGCAGGCCCCAAACCACGCUAAAGAAACCCGGUUGGAGAGGCAGCCCCGGGACUCUGCCUUCUGCGCCCCCUCCAACAUCGCUUCCUCCUCCUCCUCUUCCUCCUCCUCCUCCUCCUCCUCCUCCUCCUCUUCGUCCCCUGGCCUCCCGUGCCAGGGCCCCUGUGCUCCUGAACCUCCACCACCAGCCCCCAGUCCACAAGGAGCACAGGCAGCCUCCUCCUGCUUGGACCCAACUGGCGAGGGCCUUUUGCAAACGGUGGUACUGUCCUGAUUGUCUAGCCCCUCUCCUCUCCCCCUCCUCGUUUCC
This is a messenger RNA of Lepus europaeus (European hare), 684 nucleotides long. RefSeq names its product chromosome 7 C11orf87 homolog (gene C7H11orf87). Bases 1 to 648 code for a protein of 215 amino acids. The record is from RefSeq and is a predicted model, not a curated record. The transcript has a single exon. Lineage: Eukaryota; Metazoa; Chordata; Mammalia; Lagomorpha; Leporidae.